This is a messenger RNA of Penaeus vannamei (Pacific white shrimp), 1152 nucleotides long. RefSeq names its product adenosine 5'-monophosphoramidase HINT3. The record is from RefSeq and is a predicted model, not a curated record. Lineage: Eukaryota; Metazoa; Arthropoda; Malacostraca; Decapoda; Penaeidae. Gene Ontology annotation, molecular function: catalytic activity.
AACCGCAGUCAGCUGAUGCUCCUCCCAGCUGACUUCGGCGUCGGGCUUGCGUAGAUCAAAUGUUAGCUUCAAUCAGUCUUCAGUCAAGGUGGUCGGUUAGUUUGGCUGCCAGACUUUUGCACCUAACGGAAAAAGUAUAUUUUGGAGUUGGGAAUAAGUUCAGCGUGAGCAGUAUGAGUGCACCAGCUCAGCAGCAGACCGACAGAGGGAAGUGUGUCUUCUGCAGAAUCUGUGAUGGAGUUGAGCCAAAUAACAUCUUGCAUCAGGAUGAUGAAUUUGUGGUGUUCCCAGACAUCAGGCCAGCAGCUCCCCACCACUACCUGAUUGUCCCAAGGCACCACUACAUUGAUGUCAAAAACCUCUCGGCAGACCACAUCCCCAUGGUCGAGAAGAUGGUUUCCCUUAGCAAGGAAGUGUUGAUAGCUCAGGGCGGUUGUGAGUCCACUGCCAGACUUGGGUUCCAUUGGCCGCCCUUCCACACGGUCAGCCACCUCCACCUCCAUAUCAUUGCACCUGAGGCAGAGAUGGGCUUCAUUGCGCGGGGGAUGUUCAAAAAGGAUUCAUUUUGGUUUGUUAGUCCCGAGACAGCCAUUCAGAGACUCCGACAGAAGAUGUAGCACAUAGUUCAGUACUCGACAGUGGUGAAUCCCAACAUUGUGCUCGGCACAAUCUAACCCUCCAUAGAGUCUGUCACUGUCGUGCAAAUUUUUUCAGGAGGAGGCUGUUUGAUAAUUGAUGAAGAUAACAAUUUGACAAUAAAGACAUGUUGUAGAAAUGAUUAGAAAUAGAUGUUAUAUAUGUGGGAAAUUGAAGGAGUGUUGAUUAAUCUGAUAUAUUUUUAAUUAUUACUUAGAAAUUAUUUUAUAUAAGAUUUUGCACAUAACCCACAUCAGUGCCAUAACUAUGAGCAAAAUAAUAUUUUUCCUAUUGCUUUGUUUCCUUUGGUACUAUAUAUUGGUUUUUAAAUUUAGUUUUGAGUCUUACUGUAAAAACAGAGCAUUUGUCGUAUAUAUUGUGAGAUUUUUCUUGCACUUCUAGCAUGAGAUAUAGAAUUUAUUGCAUGGAAUAUUAAAAGAAAAUUGUACUACAAGGUCCACUUCUGAGCCAAAGCAUGUGACAUAGAAUGUUUCCCUCAUAAAUGUUGUAAGUCUA